Messenger RNA from Bacillus rossius redtenbacheri, 8536 nucleotides. RefSeq lists its product as uncharacterized. The record is from RefSeq and is a predicted model, not a curated record. NCBI's taxonomy places the organism in Eukaryota, Metazoa, Arthropoda, Insecta, Phasmatodea, Bacillidae. The coding region runs from base 96 to 1271 and encodes 391 amino acids. The transcript is spliced from 5 exons.
GCAAUGACUGUUGUGGGAUCGAGCAUCGAGAGGGUGCAAUAAUUGUUAGGGUGUGAUGAGAUGCGAAUGGAUUUUCUUCAAACGAAGAAGCAUACAUGAACAACAGUUGGGGAAACGUUUCUUGGAUAGCUGCAAAUCCAGACAUUUCCACAACAAACAGCCAGCCGUACUAUGAGCAGUGUGGAUACGAACCUGUUAAACAGUUGGAGGAGCCUAAGUGGGACCCAGAUGUCGAUAGCGGUUUCCAGGCUAUCUACACGCCUCUUGACGUCCCGGCUUCUUUGCGGAGUGAGGUGCCUUCACAGAAUGGUGGCUAUCACUCCACUGGCCUGCUGGACCAAGACUUGCCAUUGUUAGCAGAGUGCAGAAACUUGAGUGACUCUGCAGCAAGCUCUUACUACUCGUUUGACAACAACUUACUCUCACUGGACAAUUACAGCCCGCCAGCCACAUGCACGGUUACUUCGGCAACCACUUCCAACUGGCACGUCAGCAAUGACGUCACAGAGAGUCAGUCUCAGCAGUUUGAAAAUCAGAAAGUAUCAAAGUCUGUCCAGAACACCAGAACUGUGCAAAAUUUCAAGGUGUUGGGUUCAAAAGAAACAAAACUACCCAAUGUGAUCAUCACAAAUAAACAGGCUGUCAAAACCGGAAUAUUCAGAGUAGACAGUAAAAGUAAAAUUUUGGGUGGUAAAUCUGGCAUAAUACUAAGCAAUACCACCAACAGCCCUAAUGCAAGGGUUUUUGACAAAUGCAAGAAAUUCUCCUUGUUCCCGAGCAAGGGAAAAGUUGGUCGACCACCGAUACGUUCCCACACUGUUCAAACAGCUUUACAGAAAAGUCCUCAAGAGAGCUCUGAGUGGGCAGUUGUCCGUCAUCAUGAAAUUAGUGUUGACGGUCAAGACAAGAAGUUUCCAAUCACCAUCAUUGCGAAGAAGACUGGCGGUGAAGAAUUGAAAUCUAAACCUUCCAGCCAGUGUGUAAAUGGUAAAGAUUUGCAUUUAGAAUGCAAAUCGAAGGUGGGGCAGCAGAAGGUGCUGAAGCACUCGUGCUCCGUCUGUCAUGAGCCGCUGGCCACGCGAAACUCGCUGAGCACGCACAUGAAGAGCCACCGCCUGCCCGUGUGCAUGUGCUGCCUGAAGGUGUGGCGCAGCUCCGAACACCUGCGCGUGCACCUGCGCAAGCGCAACCGCUCGGCCAGCCCGCGCAUUGUGCUGGUCACCUCCAAGUACGGCCGCCGCCGCAACGUCCUGAGCGCGGCCGACCUCUAGGCGAGCCGGGCGCGCCCCAGUCCAACCGUCCAGCAGUUCAAUACUGCACUAUUAUCUUUUCUGUUGAUUAGUUGGUUUUUCUAUCGUAGGUUGCUUCAAGUUCUUGUAACCGGUUUGAUUUAACCGUCCAGCAGUUGAAUACUGCACUAUCAUCUAUUCUGUCAUUAAUUUUUUUUUUGAUCAUAGGUUGCUCCAAGUUCUUGUAACCGAUUAAACCGUCCAGCAGUUGAAUACUGCACUAUCAUCUUUUCUUUCGAUUGAUUGGUUUUUUCCUUCAAAUGUUAGUCCAAGUUCUUGUAAUGGAUCUAACCGUCCAGCAGUUGAAUACUGCUCUAUCAUCUUUUCUGUUGAUUAGUUGGUUUUUCUAUCGUAGGUUGCUCCAAGUUCUUGUAACCGAUUUAACCGUCCAGCAGUUGAAUACUGCACUAUCAUCUAUUCUGUCAUUAAUUUUUUUUUUGAUCAUAGGUUGCUCCAAGUUCUUGUAACCGAUUAAACCGUCCAGCAGUGAAUACUGCGCUAUCAUCUUUUCUGUUGAUUAGUUGGUUUUUCUAUUGUAGGUUGCUCCAGGUUCUUGUAACCGAUUUGAUUUAACCGUCCAGCAGUUGAAUACUGCACUAUCAUCUUUUCUUUUUAUUAAUUUGUUUCUUCAUCAUAGGUUGCUCCAAGUUGUUGUAACCGAUUAAACCGUCCAGCAGUUGAAUACUGCACUAUCAUCUAUUCUGUCAUUAAUUUUUUUUUGAUCGUAGGUUGGUCAAAGUUUUUGUAUCUGAUUAAACCGUCCAGCAGUUGAAUACUGCACUAUCAUCUAUUAUGUCAUUAAUUUUUUUUUUGAUCGUAGGUUGCUCCAAGUUUUUGUAACCAAUUAAACCGUCCAGCAGUUGAAUACUGCACUAUCAUCUAUUCUGUCAUUAAUUUUUUUUUGAUUGUAGGUUGCUCCAAGUUCUUGUAACCGAUUAAACCGUCCAGCAGUUGAAUACUGCACUAUCAUCUAUUCUGUCAUUAAUUUUUUUGAUCAUAGGUUGCUCCAAGUUCUUGUAACAGAUUUAACUGUCCAGCAGUUGAAUACUGCACUAUCAUCUAUUCUGUCAAUUAAUUAUUUUUUUUUCCAUCAUAGUUUGCUCCAAGUUGUAACCGAUUUAUCCGUCCAGCAGUUGAAUACUGCACUACCAUUUAUUAUGUCGAAAAAUUUGUUUUUCCAUCAUAGGUGGCUCCAAGUUCUUGUAACCGAUUUAUCCGUCCAGCAGUUGAAUUCUGAGCUACCUUUUUUUUUUUUUUUUUUAGUCAAUUUGUUUUCCCAUUGAGUUUUCCGAGAUCCAGUGCCCAAUUUGACUGCCCAGCUGUUGAAUGAAUACCGUUAUUUAAAAAAAGGCCUUAUCAGUGGUAUACCUUUCUCUCUAAGGGUAAACUGUGAGUAUGGUUUUAGGCUUGUGCCAUAACGAAAGUGACCUGUCCCUUUACUCGUGAUGUCUAAAACUCCUGAUAGCUGAUGUACUAGUUUUCAAAACAAACAUAUGGGUACUGCACUAGUUAUAAUAUGUCAUUUUUAUAUCAAUUUUAUCCUAAAAUUAAGUUAUUAUCCAAGUAAUUUUUUAUAUAUAAACAAAACUACAUUUCUCACUGUCUGAAGAAUUAUAUGCAUAAAUUAUUUUUCUGUAGGUUGCAUUAAUACAUCACUACUCUGUUAUUGUCAAUAUUUAUACUUAGUUAAUUACAAAACUAUUAGUUUCAUCAUAAAUGCAGAGUAUUUUUUGUAUGUUACAAAUAAAUGUUAUAUUUACCUAAAAGCAGUGCAAGUUUAAGUUUGUCAGUUUUUAAUUGCUUUUAAACCAAAAUAUUAUUUUUCUGAUAUGUUUGAAUGUAACAUUUCAAAAACUAUAUUUCAUGUGCAAUAUAAACGUGUGCAAUAUUGAUCUCAUAAUUCAAUCAUUGAUAAGUUCCUAACGUUGCUUAGUUUUGUCAUGUCUUAUUGCAGAAUUAAUUAGGUUUAAUUAGGAUUAGCUGCGUGGUAUAAUUUUUUGCCUUUGAUAUUACAUUGAAACUUACUUCAGUGUGUUGAUGUUACUGUUUUUGUGAUCCUGUAAUGAUGACUAGGAAAUCUUAGUUAUUUUUGUCACUACCAUAUCCAUAUCCAUAAUAAAACACAUGUUUUAUUUUGUUUAAAAUGACAAUGAAUGUUCCAGCCUGCAAAAUGUUAGCUACAGUCUCAUUUUCUACAUAACAUGUUUGGAAAUUUUCGUCAAAUGUAUGAUAUCAUAAGUAAAUUUUGCAUGAAAUUUAAGUGAUUUUAUUUUGCUUAUUUAAUGCACAUAUUUAGUUUGUGUUUUCUCAUAUGUUCAUUGUUACAGUUUUAAUUGUUACAUUUUAGUUGUAUUUAUUUAGUUUAAAGCUUUGUGAUUGAUAUAUUUAAUUCAUACAAAAAAGUACAAAAUGCUGCAGUGAUAUUGUAAACAUUUUGUAAGAUUAUGACAAGAUAAUGUGUGUUGUCUGAUACUAUUGAGAGUUCCUAAAAAUAUUCCUAACUGUGUAACAUAUGUGUCAUACAGUUCACUGUUUGUUAGUUUCUUAAGCUAAGAUUAUUUCUUCUAGUGCUUAUCACUUUCAAGGAACUUCUCUGCAUGUACAUAAAAUUAUAGCAUUUCAACUACCAUAUUGUGAUGAACUAAUGAAGCUCUUAUGGUUAUCUUAAGAACACAAUUAGACAUAGAUGUGGUGUUAAAAAUUCUAUACAGAUGGUCAGUGCACCUCUUUCAAAAUGUUUCAUGCUGCAGUUAAUUGGAAUGUUAAGAAAGCAAUCAAUGCAGUGGUGGAUCCAAAAUGGUCUAUGCUCCCCUCCCCUCUCCAUCUGAUCUCAACUUAAUACUGUGUAAAGUAAGGUAAAACCUUAGUAUAGUGAACCUCCUUUUAACAAACUGUUUGCUAAGUACCAAUCAAAACUGUAUCCAACACAAGACUUAUUUUGUAUAUAGUAAACAUUUGUGCAAAGACACUAAUAUAAAUUUUUACAAAUUAUGUUCAAAAUUGAACAGCUGUUUGAAAUAUUUAAUAAAACUAAACAAAAAAAAAUAUUCAGCACUAAAUUUAAUAAAAGAUUCACUGUGUCACUAUAACAGUGAAAUACUAGGCCAUGAAUACUGAUGAAAUUAGCAUUCACCACACUAUUCUAAUGCCUUUGUUAUGUUUGAUUUUGUCAUUCUCUGACAUUAUUAUUUUAUUUUAUUUAUUGUACUAUCCGUGAUAUUUAUGCACUGUUUUGGAACUAGUGCAUAAGCCUAUGUGGCAAUAUUGUAAAUAAACUGCUCCCAAGAAAACUUUAUACUUUAGCCUAUAUAUAGGUAAAUGAGAUGAAACAUAAACACAUAUUGCUCAUUUUACACUUACAUACUUUUUUUUUUUUUUAAAUUUUAGGUAUUGCAGAGAACAGUGACAGCUGGGGGAUUUGGUGUGAAAAGGGGGGAGGGGAGAAUAAAAUUAGAACAUGUGUAUUCCAAAACCUCACCUUGCAUCACCCAAAAUAACAUACUGCCUUCACUAAUGUUUUGCAAGUGUUUUUCCCAAUUUCAGGUUUGGGGGGGGGGGGGGGGGUAAGAAUAUAUACCCUCUAUCAUUCCCCCUUGUGUCAACCACUGACAGAGAAUGAGCAUGUGUAUUAUAUUACUUUUACAUUGAUACAUAAAUAGCCAUGCAUGUAGAUUCCAGGGCGGCUUGGGCCCCCCUGGAGUUAAGAAUUUCACUGGGCCCGCUUGCAAACGUGUGACUGUGUAAUGAGUUUGAUGUCAAAACUAUGUUUUACGGAAAACUUUCUGUACAUUGAAAGUUUUAUGCUCAAAUUAUGGGCAGUGUACAACAUACGAACAUCCAAUUAAAACCCACACGCAGAACUCUCGAGCAGUGGAAUUUCCAUGGGCCCUCUUAGCAAAUCCUACAGAUUUCUGCCCCUGCACAUGGCUAUAAAAAAAUUAAUCUCUUACAUUCUUUACUGAUAUAUUUGUAAGUUUCUUAAUAAUUGUGUCUCACUGCCUUAGUUAUACCUUUCAUCAUGUAUUCCAUGAUGACUGAUGAAGUUGCAUUGCAAUUGGGAGAUGGAUAAAUCACUAAUAUGAAUGUAAAGUUGUAACAGUUCCUUUUUUUUUUUCUUUCCAGAAACAAUUGCUAUAGCAAAUUUCUUGCAGUUUCAGUGGCAAACACACUCAAAAUCUACAUGUUGAUUCCAGCAAUAGAGGAAAAUCUAAUAUUGUAAAAUUUUUUAGCCCUUUUCACCUCUUCAAAACAACUCCUCUAUAACAAAUGCACUAAACUUUUGUCCCUUCAGUUUUAUAAUAAGGUUUUACUGUAGCAUGUUCUUGAAAAAAGUCAUUAGUUUAUGAACCCAAGAUUUUGUAUCCACCAUUGAUGAGAUGACCAUGACUGUUAAUGUACAUACCGAUUGCUUGCACCAUUGGUGCAAUCUAGGUAGCCUAUAUAUAGUUUAUAAAACAUCCAAAAGAUAACAGUCUGUAAAUUACAGUAGCUAAGUAUCUGGAAUGAUAGAUAAGUCAGUGAAGUUUUAUGUUGCUGAGACAUUUGGGAGAUUAUUGGCAAGAGAAAAAGGUAAUUAAUAGGUCUUGUGUCGAGACUGAUUCUCACCUUGUGUGGAGUUAACUUAUUGUAUUGUCGUGUCCUACGAGUGUUUUUUAGGAAAAAGGGGGAGGAUUGCCAUGAUUCACAUGAUCCAGGUACCAGGGGUCCCCACUUGAGUUUUGAGAUUAUUUUUUUAACAUGUGUGUAUUUAUCCUAUAAGUAUGGGGAAAAUUAAAAGUCUAAUGAUAACAGAAUUCAUUGGAAACUUUACAAACUAUACAUGGCAGAUAAUGUUUACGGCCACGGUAAUUGGAGGGGACUUCAUGAAAUUAUUUUCCCUGGCCCUUAGCUUUUCUUGACUGCCUGAAACAGUUCCAGUUUUGAAUACAUUUGACUUAGAAAUAGCUGAAGAGGGUUCACUACCUUAACUGAAACUAAUUCCUUAAAUAGUGUGAUUUAAAUAAACCUAUUUCUUUUGCUUUUAAAAUGUAUCCCAUUAACUCUUAAAUACUGAUUUUUAAAAAUAUAUGUAUUUUAGUGACAUUAAUUUCUUAAUAAUGCCAUCAGUUAUUAAACAUUUUUCCUCAUCAUUUUUUUCCCUGAUAAUAAAAAAUUGCAGGUUGGUAGCUUGGAUAGGUGAGAAGAGAUUUGAUCCCCACCAUUUCACAUUUUUGGGCAUUAAGUGUUGUUACAUGCCCAGAAUUUUGGCAAAAAUAUAUUGACAUUUUAUAUCUUAUCAACUUAUCAUCAUCUGAAUGUAUCAAUAACCGGCUCUAGUCUGCAUUUUAUUAAUUCAUGUAGGUUUCAACAAACAUCAUAGUACUUAGAAAAAUUGAUGAAUGUUUAUUUUAAAUAUUGCUCAAAUUAGGUUCAACGCCCUCUUCAGACAUUAAAUGAAUGUAUUACUGAAGCUAUACCGCAAACUAAGGUUAAAUAUUCGACAGUCUUGAUAUGGGGGGGGGGGGGGGGGGGAGACUUAAUUUUCUUUAAUGCUCUGCCUCUACUGUGAGUGUAACCAGGUCGAUACAGGAUGUGGCGGAAAAUGUCUUUAAGCCUGCAAUAUUGUGUGUGUGACAUCUCUCGAUAAAGAUUACUUUUCUUCCAUUUUUUAGCACUUUAGUUCUUAGAAUAUUUGACCACAAUUUUGUUCGUAUAAUGUUCACGUACAUUUUGGUAGUGUGUGAAAUAAUGUAUUUUUACUAGUGGAUGAUGUUUGUUUUGUAAUGCCUGAUGCCAGGGUGUCUACAGAUCACGGAAGUCACAGAAAAGUCAGCAAACUGGAGGACUGGUUACAGAAGUCAUGAAAAAAAAAACCCGUUUUGGUGCUGGAAGAAAUAAAACUUUAAUUUCCAGCAGUUUAUUAUAUUGCAUUUGGUUUUUUGACACCUCACUUUUUAUAGUCACAUUAAAUAUACAUAGUGGGAUACACCGUCCACCUAAAAAUUGACUCGUCCAUGCAAAUAGUAGAUCUCUUUCAUAUUAUGAUUAAUUUUGUUCAUAAAAAUAUAAAAAAUACUUAUGUUUUAAAAAAGUAUUGAAAUUGGUUCACCCAGUAUAUGUAGACACCCUGGAGGCUAUUACAGAAAGUUACAAAGUGAUGUACUGUGUUCUCACAUGAUCUUGGAAGAGAUGUAUUUAGUUACUCUAGAAAACUAUGCCAGAAUUUAGCAGGUAGAUGAGAUUUAUGCAAGUGCAAUAUGUAUAGUAUUUUUAUGAUUGUUUUGUUGGUAUAGUGUAGUAUAAACGUCCGUUAGCUGUUUCUGAAAACUGGUCUAGAACAUUCAGUGUUUGAAGUCAGUUGUUGAUCCAUGACAUUCUAAAUUGUACGUUUUUAACAAAUUACUAAAUCUGCUGUAAUUUGUAGGACCAAGGAAACUAUAUUAAGCUCUCUGGUAUUUUUAAUUGAUAAUUGCAUUAUGGCUAGGAAGCACAGGCAGACAUUUAAUAAUUUUACAGUUACAGUGUAUUGUGUUUUAAACAAAAAUAGUGUCAAAUAUCUGAGGUAGUGUGAAAAGAUAUAGAUAACACCAUAGAAACUAAAAGGUCAUACCUUACAACUCCAAUUUUUUUUACUGUGAAGUUCAGCUAUCCACAUAUUUUUUUUAGAAAAUUUUUUCAACAUGUACAAAAUUCAUUGUAUAAACUUUUCUGGUUUGGUGAGAAAAAUAUACUCUCAUUUAUCUUGAGGUUCUGUAUAUCUAGAAAUGUUUUCAGUUCAAAUAUAAUUUUGGCUCUCAUUUGCAUUUUCAAUGCAAAUAAAUGCUAUAUAACAAAUUUCAGGAAAAGAUCAAAAUAUUACCAAAAGUGCAACGAGAAACUGUUUUCUGUCCGUGUCAUAAUUUAUGUUGCCUCACACCAUUCUUCCAUUCACUUCUCACCCAUCUACACUCAUGUUGCUGCUAAACGUUGUCAUCAUAGAUAGCUGUGAUCAUGUAACACUUUUUUUCCUUCAUAUUUUUCCUACUACAAGUUUUUUCUCUCUAGUUAAAAAUGUGACUAAUUGUUUUGUGGAUAACUUGGAACCUCAAUUAUCGGGACUCUGAUUUACACAAUUCCACUGUAUUUAAUUUGAGUGUCAUUUUGUGCUUUUAGAGUUGAUAAUGCAUGAAGCUUAACAAUAUUCUUAUGUUAAAAAGAAACUUAAUGUGUUUUUGUCUAAAAUGUUUGUAAAUUUUGCAGGAUUCAAUAAAAUACAGUAAGUUUAUGUA